Messenger RNA from Aspergillus candidus, 1398 nucleotides. RefSeq lists its product as uncharacterized. The record is from RefSeq and is a predicted model, not a curated record. Bases 75 to 1223 code for a protein of 382 amino acids. The transcript has 3 exons. NCBI's taxonomy places the organism in Eukaryota, Fungi, Ascomycota, Eurotiomycetes, Eurotiales, Aspergillaceae.
CUCGUUCAGUCGCAUCAAUCGCAUCGCAACAGUCGAACCCCUCUGCAACUAUUCAUCAUUAUAGACCCACCAGUAUGUGGUCUAUAAUACCCAUUGUGCUAUUCUCCCUUGUGGCAUCUGCCUCCCCGGUGGAACACAGUCUCGCGCGACGUGACGUGUGCGACGGAGAAAAUGCCACGCCUGUUCUCUACCACGAAUACCGGGGCGACAAAUGCAAACCCAAGUACUCGAUGAACAAAGACGGCGUUUGCAACCAUGCCCAUUGGCCGGAGAACAAGUGCGCUGCCUACUGCCAAGUACGCACCAAGUUCACCUACGGCCAGGAGCGGCCCUUCCCCAACACCUAUUGCCACGGCCCCGAGAGCUGCACCAUCACGUCUACGCACACCGUCACCGUUGGCUGGUCGGUCACUAUCUCCCCGCAAAUCCAGAGCGCGAUGAAGGUGGGUGUCUCCGGUGGCUUCUCAGGGAGCUCGGGGGAUGCCUUCGCGCGUAGCUACUCGAUCAAGCUGGAAAGCGGCCAGUGUGGAUAUUUCACCUACGUGCCGGUGGUCAAGGAGGUCUGCGGUACCCUCUCGACCCAGCAUGUUCGCGCCAUGCCCUCCCCCAUUCUUCCCGUUUAUUGGUGCCUCGGCGACUACACAACCACCGGCAACGUGUGCGCGCAAGAGCUGCGCCACAACUCGGAUGGGUCCGUCGACGGCGAGACCAUCUUCGUGCGCACCCACUGUGACAACCGCAUGCCGCUCCCCUCCGGGGACCAGGACCCCGUCUACCAGAAGCCCGGCGUGCCCAUGGACCGCGGGAUGCAGGAGGCCUGGGCCGAGACGUGGGGCAAGGAAGACCUGACGGCCGCGGACAAGGACUCGCCAGUGAAAUGCGAGACGAGCGAUGGGUCACCCAAGGUCGAGGACUGCAGGCACGCAUUCGGCUCGCUGCUGCAGAAUCCUCAAGUGCCGGUUACGGCAGGAAAGAAAGGGAAGACUUAUUGGGCUGGUUAUGUCCACUCGUGCGCAAUCGCCCUAUACUACCAGUCGGAUUGGGACGAGGAUUCUUGCGACAUCAAGCUGGGCGAUAUCGCCGUGGCCGCGUAUUCCAUCACCGAGCAGUGUUCGAAGGAUGGCGAAGAGCGAAUUGGCGGGAGACGCAAUUUCGAGAAGGAUGGGUGCAAGGCUCAGUUGGAGAUUAUUCACACGGAGGGGACGCCCCCUAGUGGUGUCUGAUAUAGUAUACUGUAUGAUGGCAUACCGAAAGGAUUGCUGUAUGGUGGGAGGUUCGGGAUUGAGUUGAGUUCUUGUCGGAUAUAUUUUACUGGACAUAUUUAUCAAAACUAAUUGAUUAUACUUUGACGCUUAACUAAACAUGGGUCAAUAACGCAGACAUGUAAUUGCUUGCUGU